AUGAAUUCCACAGGAGUUGACGUUAAAACGACAGAUGAUGUAGUUCGAAGGAUUGGUGUUGAAGUUGUCGUUUCCAAAGUUGCUUUUGUUGUUGAAUCAUUAACUGUUGAGGUAAAAAUAGUUUCAAUUGAUGGAGAAGUUGUAGUUAACGAAAAAGCUGUCGUUACUGCAGAUUCUGAAGUUGUGGAGUUUGACGUUAUUGGUGUUGUGGAGUUUGACGUUAUUGGUGUUGUGAAGUUUGACGUUAUUGGUGUUGUUGAAUUGCUGCUUUGUGACGCAUAA
Acanthocheilonema viteae is the source of this 282-nucleotide messenger RNA. NCBI's taxonomy places the organism in Eukaryota, Metazoa, Nematoda, Chromadorea, Rhabditida, Onchocercidae. The record is from the annotation of a GenBank genome assembly.